AUGAUUCUGACCAGGAUAAAGGUGCAUGAAGUUUCCACCUCUGCAUCCUCGUACACACAGAAUCACAGCUCACACAGCAUCACAUCUCACAGUAAUCACAACUCACACACACAUCACAGCUCACACAGCAUCACAUCUAACAGUGUCACCUCUCACACAGCAUCACACUUAACACACAUUAUCAGACAUCACAACACACACAGUAUCAUAUCUCACACACAGCAUCACAUCUCUCACAGCAUCACAUCUCUCACAGCAUCAUCUCACACACAUCAUCACAUCUCUCAAACAUCACACCGUCCGCAACUCACACAGCAUCACAUCUUCCACAACUAA
Messenger RNA from Trichomycterus rosablanca, 336 nucleotides. RefSeq names its product histidine-rich glycoprotein-like. Bases 1 to 336 code for a protein of 111 amino acids. The record is from RefSeq and is a predicted model, not a curated record. NCBI's taxonomy places the organism in Eukaryota, Metazoa, Chordata, Actinopteri, Siluriformes, Trichomycteridae. The transcript has 5 exons.